Gongylonema pulchrum is the source of this 858-nucleotide messenger RNA. Lineage: Eukaryota; Metazoa; Nematoda; Chromadorea; Rhabditida; Gongylonematidae. The record is from the annotation of a GenBank genome assembly.
AUGCUAAAACUGUUGGUGUUACAGCACGAAGUGCUCUGGGCGUUAAUUGUCGGCAUAAUAUUAGCAUUUUUAUUGGGUUUUGCUAUGGGCGCCAACGAUGUGGCCAAUGCUUUCGGUACAUCAGUGGGCAGUAAAGUGCUCUCGCUACGACAGGCUUAUCUGUUUGCUAUUAUUUUUGAAACGCUUGGUGCAUUACUUGUCGGUUACAAUGUAACAGACACGAUGCGUAAAGGUGUUGUGGAUGUCACUUUGUAUGACAGCUAUCCGAAAGAAAUUUUUGUCGGGCAAAUUGCCAUUCUUGGAGGAUGCUCAAUGUGGUUGCUAAUCGCGACAUUCGCUCGUUUACCGGUCUCAUCAACACAUAGUAUCAUUGGUGCUACGGUUGGUUUCGUUGCGUCCUGGUUCGUGUCGCCUGUACUCUCUGGCCUUGUGUCUUGUUUUCUCUACAUCAUUGUUGACCACUCAGUACUGAGAAGGAAAAAUCCAUUUCGCAGUGGAUUGAUUGCUUUACCAAUAUUUUACUGGUUUUGUAUUGCGUUUAACGUGCUUGCAGUCAGCUACCAGGGUUCCAGAUUGCUUCAUUUGUCGAGGUUACCGUUAUGGAUAUGUGCACUUAUAAGUAUUGCAUGUGGGACAGUUGGUGCUGUGCUUGUUCACUUCUGCUUAUCUCCAAAACUGAAAAUUUGGAUUGACAGUUCGGUGAGCCCAUCUACGAAAGGCAGCACGCCCCAAGUAGAUAUCGUUACUGCAGAAACACCAAAUACAACAGAUAAUAUGUUGCGGAUACCCUCAACAAAACAUUCCGGUAGUACAGCCUCCGAAAAAGGUUGUGCUUCUUCAAAAUACGACCAGUUUUAG